AUGAAGCUGGUUUUCUGGCAUUGGUUUUUUCUAUUCUUCGUGCUAGUUUCAACAUCACAGGGUAUGAGUUCAGAUGGCCUAGCUCUUCUUGCUCUGUCCAAAAGCCUCGUACUACCAAGUUCCAUAAGAUCCAACUGGAGCGCUUCUGAUGCAACCCCUUGUGCAUGGAAUGGUGUUGGUUGCAAUGGAAGGAACAGAGUGAUUUCUCUUGACCUAUCAUCAUCAGAGGUUGAAGGUUUUAUAGGACCUGAAAUAGGGCGUCUGAAAUACCUGCAAAUUCUCAUUUUAUCUGGUAACAACAUAUCUGGUUUGAUCCCUCCAGAAUUGGGCAACUGCAGUAUGCUUGAACAAUUGGAUCUGUCCCAAAACUUACUUUCUGGCAGUAUACCAGCAUCAAUGGGCAACCUCAAGAAAUCGUCAGCACUGUCACUGUACUAUAACUCUUUCAAUGGAACAAUACCAGAGGAGUUGUUCAAGAACCAGUUUUUGGAGCAAGUGUACCUAAAUGGCAAUCAGCUAAGUGGUUCAAUCCCCUUCUCGGUUGGAGAAAUGACAAGCCUCAAGGCUUUGUGGGUGCAUGAAAAUAUGUUGUCUGGAGUUUUGCCCAGUUCAAUCGGCAACUGCACCAAGUUGGAGGAGCUGUAUCUACUCGAUAAUCAACUGAGUGGCAGUCUUCCAGAAACCUUGAGUGAGAUCAAAGGCCUCAAGUUUUUUGAUGCAACCAACAAUAGCUUCACAGGCGAGAUUCCAUUCAGUUUUGAGAAGAACUGCAAGCUAGAAAUAUUCAUCUUGUCAUUCAAUUAUAUAAAGGGUGAAAUUCCAUCAUGGCUGGGGAAUUGCAGGAGCUUGCAACAACUUGGAUUUGUCAAUAAUAGUCUGUCUGGCAAGAUUCCAAAUUCUAUUGGCUUAUUGAGCAACCUCACAUAUCUUUUACUUUCACAGAACUCCCUGUCUGGGCCGAUCCCUCCUGAGAUUAGUAACUGUCGGUUGCUGCAGUGGCUAGAGUUGGAUGCAAACCAGCUGGAGGGCACUGUUCCUGAAUUUGGAAACUUAGUGAAUCUGAAAAGACUUGACCUCUCACACAACAUAUUACAUGGUUCAAUCCCACCAAACAUCUGUUCAAGGAAAACAUUACGAUACUUGAAUUUGGAGUCCAAUCGUCUCAAUGGUAGUAUCCCACAUGAUCUAGUUUUAGAGUGUCAAAGUCUGGAACGGCUAAUUCUCAGAGAUAAUAAUCUUAGUGGAUCAAUUAUGUAA
Miscanthus lutarioriparius is the source of this 1257-nucleotide messenger RNA. Lineage: Eukaryota; Viridiplantae; Streptophyta; Magnoliopsida; Poales; Poaceae. The record is from the annotation of a GenBank genome assembly.